AUGACCAGAAAGGCAGUAAAGGGAAGUGUUAUAGCAGAUCUCUUAGCACAAAAUCCAAUUGAGGAAUAUGAAGCUUUGGAUUUUGAAUUCCCAUAUGAGUAUAUAAAUACAGUGGAGGGAGAAUUAGGAGAGCAGAGUGAUGUUUGGCAAAUGUAUUUUGAUGGGGCAAUCAAUGUAUCAGGUAGUGGAAUUGAAUUAGUCUUGGUAUCUCCAUAUGGAAAACAUUUCCCAAUUGCAGUAAAGUUAAAAUUUGAAUGUACAAAUAAUGUGGCUGAAUAUAAAGCUUGUGUGAGUGGUUUACAAGUAGCCAUUAAAAUGAAAAUCAAAAAGUUAGAAGUAUAUGGCGAUUCAGCUUUAAUAAUUUAUCAAGUGAAAGGGGAAUGGCAGACUCAAGAUCUGAAGUUGAUUCCACAUGGCCUUCCUGACAAGCUUAUAACUGACAAUGCCAAAAACUUGAAUGGUUCAAAAGUCAAAGAGUUAUGUGAUCAGUACAAAAUUCAUCACCUCAAUUCAUCACCAUAUCAGUCACAGAUGAAUGGGGCAGUAGAUGCCGCGAAUAAGAAUCUUAAGAAGAUAAUUGAGAAAAUGACAAUCACGUAUAAGGAUUGGCACGAAGUGCUCCCAUUUGCUCUACAUGCAUACCGGACUACGGUGAGAACUUCUACUGGGGCAACUUCAUACUCACUAGUAUAUGGUAUGGAAGCAGUCUCACCAAUAGAGGUAGAGAUACCUUCAUUAAGGAUUUUGGCAGAAGCAGAAUUAGAUGACAUGGAGUAG
This is a messenger RNA of Hevea brasiliensis (rubber tree), 777 nucleotides long. RefSeq lists its product as uncharacterized. Gene Ontology annotation, molecular function: RNA-DNA hybrid ribonuclease activity; nucleic acid binding. Lineage: Eukaryota; Viridiplantae; Streptophyta; Magnoliopsida; Malpighiales; Euphorbiaceae. Bases 1 to 777 code for a protein of 258 amino acids. The record is from RefSeq and is a predicted model, not a curated record. The transcript is spliced from 2 exons. Gene Ontology annotation, biological process: DNA integration.